AUGCUCAAGCACGAGCAUUCCGAUACUCAGUUCGCGGGUGGUGAAGAUCAUGAACGUCGACUUUCACCGUCUGAUGUCGAGUCCAAUGACUCAGACCUGCGGAAUGCCGGCGAGACGAAAAAGUCAUCAAACGAUGAUCCGUUUGGAUCUGAAGAUGUUGCAGAAGUAAAGUAUCGUACAAUGACAUGGUGGCAGUGUGGAAUGCUCAUGAUUGCGGAGAAUGUCUCUCUGGGAAUCCUUUCGAUCCCCUCCACUAUGGCAGUACUAGGAAUGGUCCCUGCCGCUCUUGUGCUCGUCUUUCUAUCAGCUAUCUCAUGGUAUACUGGUUAUAUCAUCGGACAGUUCAAAGUUCGAUACCCGCAUGUCCACAGCAUGGGUGAUGCUGGAGAAAUCAUCUUUGGUCCCGCUGGGCGAGUCUUCCUGGAGAUUGCGCAGCUCCUACUUUUGAUCUUCGUGAUGGCCAGCCAUAUCCUCACAGGCACGAUCUUGUUGAGCACUAUCACUAAAAACGCAACUUGUGGCAUCGUGUUCGGCGUGGUUUCACUGAUCAUCUGUUUCAUUGGUGCUCUCCCUCGCACGAUGGCUCGAGUCUAUUGGCUAUCGACCAUCUCUUUCGCAAGUAUCAUCAUCACUACUAUCGUGACCAUGGUCAGCGUUGGAGUUCAAUCCCAGGACCCCGUUGAAUACCAUGCCUUCCGCCAGAUCAGUUUCUACGAAGGAUUCUUGGCUUUCGCCAACAUUAUGUUCGGAUUUAUUGUCCAUGUCACCUUCUUUGGUCUGAUUUCGGAGACACAAAAUCCAGAGCAAUUCCCUAAGUCCCUGGCCAUGCUCCAAAUCACAGAAACUGUGUUGUAUCUUGUCGCAGGUCUUGUGAUCUAUCGAUUCGCUGGUCAAGAUGUCAAAUCUCCUGCCCCGUCCUCUGCGGGCCCGCUUAUGAAGAGGAUUUGCUUCGGUCUUGCGAUUCCAACGGUAUACAUUGCUGGAAUUGUUGUUGGCCAUGUCGUUUGCAAGUAUGUGUACGUUCGAAUUCUCCGCAAUUCGAGCCAUAUGCAUAGAAAAAGCUUCGUCGGCAUUGGAACUUGGGUUGCCAUUGCAGGUGUUCUGUGGACCAUCGCCUGGAUUAUCGCCGAGUCAAUCCCUGUCUUCAAUGAUCUCCUCAGUUUCAUCAGUGCACUGUUUGGAAGUAUCCUGAGUUACGCAAUCCCCGCUAUCUUCUGGCUCUACAUGAACAAAGGUCGAUACACGUCCUCGGUUUCAAAAAUUUGCCUAACUAUCCUCAACAUUAUCAUCUUUGCCAUUGGAUGCUUCAUGUGCGGAGCUGGACUGUACGUUUCAGGCAGAGCCCUGAAAGAGAACUCCUCGGGCAACAGUUGGUCCUGUUCUGUCAACACCUAA
This is a messenger RNA of Penicillium salamii, 1395 nucleotides long. NCBI's taxonomy places the organism in Eukaryota, Fungi, Ascomycota, Eurotiomycetes, Eurotiales, Aspergillaceae. The record is from the annotation of a GenBank genome assembly.